This is a messenger RNA of Monopterus albus (swamp eel), 1843 nucleotides long. It is a transcript of the gene bmp2b, whose product is annotated as bone morphogenetic protein 2b. The transcript has 3 exons. Bases 421 to 1686 code for a protein of 421 amino acids. Gene Ontology annotation, cellular component: extracellular region. Lineage: Eukaryota; Metazoa; Chordata; Actinopteri; Synbranchiformes; Synbranchidae. Gene Ontology annotation, molecular function: growth factor activity; cytokine activity. The record is from RefSeq and is a predicted model, not a curated record.
CGCUGUGGCACUAGAAGAGAGGCGACGCGCAAUCCAGCUCGCAGCAACAAGGUCCAAAGGAGCGACACUUGAGUGCGCUUAUCUCUCCAAAAGGCCAUCUCCGUUCAACUUUUGCCUCAGCGAAUUGUUCUUGUUUGAAAAUGUUCAACCAAGAUGCUUUAUACUUAGAUCGGUCCUGCCUAAGCGAGCCCGCUUCCUUAUAGACUUACCAUAUUCUUUCUUUCCGUACUGAGCAACACCUAACCCGAACUGCAGCUGGUAAGAAUAUGUGCCAGAGUCGAUCGGCGAAGGACAUGGGUUGUCUUUGGUCCCCUAAGGAGACGCAGCGUGGAUUAAACACGAAUUAAUGUGGAAUUUAUCGGAGCCCAAAGGUGGAACGACGACCGGACACAGCGCUUCCUCGUCAGGGACUGACUGAUCAUGGUCGCCGUGGUCCGCUCUCUCAUGGUACUGCUGCUGGCUCAGGUGUUGCUGGAAGGUGCUACGGGACUUAUCCCUGAGGUCGGCCGGAGGAAAUACAGCGAGUCCGGGAAGCAGACCCCAGAGCAGUCAGAGAGCUUCCUCAACGAGUUUGAGCUUCGGCUUCUCGGUAUGUUUGGACUGAAGCGCAGGCCGACCCCGAGCAAGCAAGCCGUGGUGCCGCAGUACAUGAUGGACCUUUACGGCAUGCACUCAGCAAACGGAGACCACAGCACUAAACGACCCAAGAGCAUGGGGAAACACGCAGAGAAAGCCGCCAGCAAGGCCAACACGAUUAGAAGCUUUCAUCAUGAAGAGGCUAUGGAGGCCCUGGCCAGCCUGAAAGGCAAAACCACCCAGCAGUUCUACUUCAACCUCACUUCAAUCCCUGAUCAGGAGCUCAUCACUUCUGCAGAACUACGCAUUUACAGGGAUCAGGUCAUAGGAGCUGCAACUCCAAGCAACAACUCCAGAAACAGCAGCACUACAGACAGUGCUUCUGCUGGUGGCUUCCAUCGUAUCAAUAUUUAUGAGAUAUUCGGAGUUCCUGCCACAAAUGGUGGAGAACCUCUGGUACGUCUGCUGGACACUCGGCUAGUGCAGGACUCUUUAAGCCGCUGGGAGAGCUUUGACGUCAGCCCUGCUGUAUCUCAGUGGGCCUCUGGGAAAGGCCACAACCAUGGCUUCAUGGUGGAGGUGCUUCACCCAGAGGGAGGGGAGAUAGAUGGGGAGCAUGUCCAGAGACAUAGGAGGCAUGUCAGGAUGAGCCGGUCAUUGCACCAAGACCAGGGUUCAUGGCCUCAGGCUCGGCCCUUGCUGGUGACGUACGGCCAUGACGGCCGUGGGGACUCAGUACUCCACACACGAGAGAAACGUCAAGCAGCACUUCGCAAACAACGCAGGAAGCAGCAUAAGGCUAGCUGCAAGAGACAUGCCCUGUAUGUGGACUUCAGUGAUGUGGGGUGGAAUGAGUGGAUAGUGGCGCCCCCAGGCUACCACGCCUAUUACUGCCACGGGGAAUGUCCGUUCCCCCUAGCAGACCACCUCAAUUCUACCAAUCAUGCUAUUGUGCAGACGCUGGUCAACUCAGUCAACUCAAACAUCCCUAGAGCCUGUUGUGUACCCACUGAACUCAGCCCUAUCUCCCUGCUCUACCUGGAUGAAUAUGAGAAGGUCAUCUUGAAAAACUACCAGGACAUGGUGGUGGAGGGAUGUGGCUGCCGAUGAGAAAUUGACAGUGGACAGAAAGAAAGACUGAAAGACAUCAAAGGUUAUUAUGGACACCCGGUUUCCCAAUGAAGACGUUUAUUUAUAUGAAAGAAAGACAAACAGAGCUAUUGUGGAAGAAGAAAAAACUAUAUAUGAAUAUAUUUAUGUCUACAUA